AUGAUAACUUUACAAGAAACCGUGCAUAAAGAAUGUACAGAACGUGAACAAUUGAAAGACGCACUUAUUGAUGCGCGUCAACAAUUACUUACCAUGAAGAAGAAUAGUGUUCUCAAUGGAACAGUAUCUAGAUCACUUCAUUCACCACCAGUUGCUUUUGAAGAACUUGAAAAACGUGUAUCUGAACCUCUUUCAUAUUCUCAAAAUUAUCAUCGUAAUAAAAUUCCUUCUUGUAUUCAAUCUGAACCAACAAAACAUGAUAAUAGUAUGCCUAGCGAUGUUGCUGAUUCAAUUGCUAGACCAAUGUCUUCAUCAAAAAAUGUUCCAUAUCGUUAUAAAGCACUUCCACCUAUUCAACAGCAACAACAACAACAAUUGCAAAAACAACGUCGAAAUGGAAAUAUAGUAUCAUCAAAUAAAUCAGAACAAUUACUUGACACUCAACGCCGUAUUGCUCGAUUUAUUAAACAUAUCAAAUGA
Messenger RNA from Rotaria sp. Silwood2, 480 nucleotides. The record is from the annotation of a GenBank genome assembly. Lineage: Eukaryota; Metazoa; Rotifera; Eurotatoria; Philodinida; Philodinidae.